AACUUUGUCAGUGCUAUUUUAGUGCUAUCAGUGGUCUUGGCCUCCACCUUGACGUCACUGAUAAGCUCUCUCGGAAGAGUAUCAGUGAGUAUCACUCAGUCUCACCAGUCUACCAUCAAAGGAGAGGUUCAGUCGCUGAAGUCCUCCGCCGAUCCUACAGCUCCGCAGCACAUUCCAAGAUGCCUAUCCAGAAGAUUCAUGCCCGCCAGAUAUUUGACUCCCGUGGUAACCCCACUGUUGAGGUGGACCUGGUGACUGAGCUGGGGUUGUUCCGAGCAGCCGUUCCCUCCGGGGCAUCUACUGGUAUCUAUGAGGCCCUGGAGCUGAGGGAUGGAGACAAGAGCAGUUACCUGGGCAAGGGUGUGCUCAAGGCGGUCGGCAAUAUCAACAAUGAUAUCGCUCCUGCCCUCCUCAAGGCUGGACUGGAGGUGACUCAGCAGAAGGAGAUUGAUCAGUUCAUGCUGAAGCUGGACGGUACAGAGAACAAGUCCAAGUUUGGAGCCAAUGCCAUCCUUGGAGUGUCUUUGGCCGUUGCCAAGGCAGGGGCAGCCAAGAAGGGUAUUCCGUUGUUUAGGUACAUCGCAGAGUUGGCCGGUAACAACAACAUUGUCCUGCCUGUGCCUGCCUUCUACGUCAUCAACGGAGGCUCUCAUGCUGGCAACAAGCUGGCCAUGCAGGAGUUCAUGAUCCUCCCCACCGGUGCUAGCUCGUUCACGGAGGCCAUGAAGAUGGGGUCGGAGGUGUACCACCACCUGAAGAAGGUGAUCAACACCCAAGUUCGGGGCUAUCUGGACGCGACUGCUGUGGGAGAUGAAGGUGGAUUCGUCGCCCCCAACAUCCUGGACAACCACGAGGGACUGGCUCUCAUCCAGGAGGCCAUCAAGAAUGCCGGUUACACUGGCAAGAUUGAUAUCGGAAUGGAUGUUGCUGCCUCCGAGUUCCACAAGUGAGUACCUCACUGAGUAUCCUC
Messenger RNA from Homalodisca vitripennis (glassy-winged sharpshooter), 970 nucleotides. RefSeq names its product enolase (gene Eno). Gene Ontology annotation, cellular component: phosphopyruvate hydratase complex. Gene Ontology annotation, biological process: glycolytic process. NCBI's taxonomy places the organism in Eukaryota, Metazoa, Arthropoda, Insecta, Hemiptera, Cicadellidae. Gene Ontology annotation, molecular function: magnesium ion binding; phosphopyruvate hydratase activity. The record is from RefSeq and is a predicted model, not a curated record.